Molecule: messenger RNA, 1106 nt
Organism: Cutaneotrichosporon oleaginosum
Lineage: Eukaryota; Fungi; Basidiomycota; Tremellomycetes; Trichosporonales; Trichosporonaceae
Cellular component (GO): mitochondrion
Molecular function (GO): oxidoreductase activity; zinc ion binding
Source: RefSeq, a predicted model, not a curated record
UCGCGACUUUGCUUUCCAUUCUCCAACUCCCCCCCACGUCUCGCACAAUGAAGGCCGUCCAGAUCUCCAAAUUCGCCCACCCCCGCGACAUCCCCGUCAGCGAGGUGCCCAAGCCUGUGCCGAAGGCCGGCGAGGUGCUCGUUGAGAUUAGCGCGACGGGUCUCAACUUCUUCGACAUCCUCCAGUCGCAGGGCAAGUACCAGAACCAGCCGCCGAUGCCGUUCAUCCUCGGCGCCGAGUUUGCUGGCCGCGUGGCCAAGGACUCGCCGAUUCCCGCCGGAUGCCCGUUCAAGGCUGGCGACCGCGUCUUCGGCUACGCGCAGGGCUCGCACGCCGAAUACGUUGCCGUUGACCACGAGAAGCUCCUCGCCGUCCCCCCCAACAUUACUCUCGCGCAGGCUGCUGGAUUGUACCUUACUUACCCUACGUCGUACGAGGGCCUCGUGGGCCGCGCGAACACGCAGCCCGGCGAGUGGGUGCUCGUGCACGCUGCCGCGGGCGGCGUGGGCCUCGCGGCGUGCCAGAUCGCCAAGGUCCUCGGCGCCAAGGUGAUUGCGUGCGUCGGCUCGCCCGCCAAGGGCAAGGUCGCGACGGAGCAGGGCGGCGCCGACUACGUCGUCGACUACACCAAGGCCGGGUGGCAGGACGAGGUGAAGAAGAUCACGAACGGGCACGGCGUCGACGUCGUCUACGACCCCGUCGGCAUGCUCAUCCCCUCGCUCAAGUGCAUUGCGUGGAACGGGCGUCUCGUCGUCGUCGGCUUCGUCGCCGGCACGAUUGAGAAGGUGCCCGCCAACCUCGUGCUGCUCAAGAACUGCAGCAUCGUCGGCCUCUUCUGGGGCGCGACGGCCAUCCGCGACCCGCCCCGCUACAAGCACGUCAUCAAGGAGACGCUGCGCAUGGUCGCAGAGGGCAAGCUUACCCCCACCGUGUUCGAGCCCGUGUACGAGGGCCUCGAGGGCGUCACCAAGGGUCUGCUCGACCUCGAGGGCCGCAAGACCUACGGCAAGGUCGUUGUCAGCGUCCGUAAGGAUGCCAAGCUUUAAGCUUGACGUGUUGUUCGAGCAGCUCGAGUCAUAGAGGGAUGUAUGCUGUCUGAAGGGAGG